Molecule: messenger RNA, 1479 nt
Organism: [Candida] anglica
Lineage: Eukaryota; Fungi; Ascomycota; Pichiomycetes; Serinales; Debaryomycetaceae
Source: the annotation of a GenBank genome assembly
UCUCUUUUUACUUUUCAUUGUCUUUCGUUAAUUCUUCUUUUAAUUUGUAGGUAUCAUCAUAAACAUGCUUUUGUUACCAUUGCUCAGUCUUGUUGCAGUUGCAACCGCCAUUUCACCAAUUGAAACCAAGGGAAAUGCCUUCUUUGUCAAGGAUUCAAACCAAAGAUUUUACAUUAGAGGGGUUGAUUAUCAACCAGGUGGAUCAUCGAAACUUAUUGAUCCUUUGGCUAAUACUAAAACCUGUAAGAGAGACAUUGAAAAAUUCAAGGAUCUUGGAAUCAAUACCAUCAGAGUUUAUUCUGUUGACAAUACAGCAGAUCAUGAUGAAUGUAUGAAGGAAUUGGCAGAUGCUGGCAUUUACGUCAUUUUGGAUGUUAAUAUUCCAAAUGCUUCUAUUUCCAGAUCUGAUGCCAAAUGUUCAUACAACACUAUGUAUCUUGAAGAAGUGUUUGCAACUGUAUCAGCCAUGGCCAAAUAUGACAACACUUUAGGGUUUUUCGCAGGUAAUGAAGUUAUUAAUGAUGAAACCACCACUUCUGCUGCCACUUAUGUGAAGGCAGUUGUCAGAGACAUGAAACAUUAUAUCAAAAAUAAGAAAUUAAGAUCUAUUCCAGUUGGUUAUUCUGCUGCAGAUGUUGAAGAAAAUCGUCUUGAAACUGCUCAUUUCUUCAAUUGUGGAGAUGAUGAAAUGGCAAGAUCUGAUAUGUUUGGUUUCAAUGAUUAUUCAUGGUGUGGAAAAUCUUCAUUUACCACUUCUGGUUAUGAUCAAAAGGUUGAAGCUUACUCAAAUUACUCUAUUCCAUUGUUUUUGUCAGAAUAUGGAUGUAAUAAAAUCACUCCAAGACCAUUUACCGAAGUUGAAUCUAUUUAUUCUACCAAAAUGUCCAGUGUAUUCUCAGGAGGUCUUGUUUACGAAUAUUCCGAGGAAGCAAACAAGUAUGGUUUAGUUAAAAUUAAUGGUGAUUCUGUAACCACCAACUCUGACUAUGAUAACCUUAAGGCUGAAUUCAAAAAGACUCCAAACCCAACCGGUGACGGUGCUUAUCAAUCUUCUUUGGACUUUUCCGAAUGUCCACCACAGACUGACAAAUGGAAUGCCACCUCUACACUUCCAGACACUCCAAAGGGUGCUCUCAAGUAUCUUACUGGUGAUUCCACUCCAAAGGGUAAUGGGUUUGAUGCUUCUACUCAAUGGGCCUGUAUUGCCAAGGGUAACGAUGACCCAUCUGGUAGCGAUGGAGAUCUUCCAGGCAGCAGUGGCUCUGGUUCUUCGGGCAGUUCCAGCUCAAGCUCCAGUUCAAGCUCUGGUUCUGAUUCCAGUUCGACUUCCACUUCUAAGAAAUCCGGUUCUUACGCUUUGCAACCAGCAUCCUUAGGAAUUUUCGGAUCAUUGGCCAUGAGUGUUGUUGUUUCUGGUCUUUGCAUUAUAUAAUUAAGAUAAACUAUACAUAAAUGAUAAUAAAAUAAAGGGUCGAGAUA